Molecule: messenger RNA, 642 nt
Organism: Nicrophorus vespilloides
Lineage: Eukaryota; Metazoa; Arthropoda; Insecta; Coleoptera; Silphidae
Gene: ATPsynC
Product: ATP synthase lipid-binding protein, mitochondrial
Exons: 4
Coding region: 16-558 (180 amino acids)
Biological process (GO): proton motive force-driven ATP synthesis; proton transmembrane transport
Molecular function (GO): proton transmembrane transporter activity
Source: RefSeq, a predicted model, not a curated record
UGAUCAACUUUGCGCAUGUCCUCGCGUUUCGUGUCAGUCACUCACGAAUUACACAUUCCGUACGCUGGGUCAUCCAUCCCGACAACUGUUCUCUGGUUUAGUUCGCUACCGAAACACAAAAAAACACACAAAAUGUUCGCCUGUGCAAGAUUGAUCGCCCCAGCUGCCUUCAGGAGCGCCCUCAUCAACAACUCCAAACAAUACUUGAGACCGCUCAGCAGUGUUGUCAGCCAGAGCCAAUCUUUAGUCCAAAGCCCAGUUGUCCAACAACACCAGAAACCAACUUUCUUACCUGCUGUCCGCAGUUUCCAAACCACCCCAGUCACCAGGGACAUUGACUCUGCUGCCAAGUUCAUUGGUGCUGGAGCCGCCACAGUAGGAGUAGCUGGAUCCGGUGCUGGUAUUGGAUCAGUCUUCGGUUCUCUCAUCAUUGGUUAUGCCAGGAAUCCAUCCCUCAAGCAGCAAUUGUUCUCAUACGCCAUCUUGGGUUUCGCCCUUUCCGAGGCUAUGGGUCUCUUCUGUCUUAUGAUGGCUUUCUUGCUCCUCUUCGCCUUCUAAAUCACUGCCAUCCAGAAGGGCGUAAUUAAAUUAAUUAAGGAAAAUUAAUUUUUAAACACCACCACCUCAUUGUUAAAAAAAAAA